UAAACAGCAUCAUAUCGAAUACGUUCGCGUUCAGUGCAUCAUAUUGAGAAAUAACAAAACCUAAAAUGUCUUUUGCACCUUUUCUUUUCAACUACGACAUGCCUCGAUGGCCUAAACGUCUACCAGAUCAAAACUUCGGCCUCACUUUGUCGCCAGAAGACCUCUUCACUGCGUCGACUCCGAUUGUGCCUCGAUACCCUGUCUGGUGGCCAAAGGACACGGGCUCCUCGAUCAAACUUGAAAAAGAUAAAUGGCAAAUUAAUGUCGACGUGCAGCAUUUUGCACCGAGUGAAAUAACCGUCAAGACUGUCAAUGGUUACAUAGUUGUGGAAGGGAAACACGAAGAGAAACAAGAUGAGCAUGGAUUUAUUUCCAGGCAAUUUGUAAGGCGUUUCAAGAUCCCAGAAGAUACGGAUUCUGAUGCGAUCGAGUCAAGGCUGUCGUCUGAUGGUGUAUUGACUGUUUUGGCUUCAAGAAAGGAAAGCUCACAAGGUGAAAGAAAUGUACCCAUUACACACACUGGCCCUGUCCGGAAAGAAGUGAAAGACGAUUCGUUAAAUGAGCAAAUUAUCGAAAAGUGAAAAUUUUGACGCGUCGAUAGCUAUAGUGAAUUUUAUUUUUAAAAUGACUGACUAAUGAGACUGUGAAUCGAGAUUAUGAUAUUAUUGAAAUUGGUUUAAAUUUAUGUUGAGAUUAUUUUGUUGUCGUUGUAUACUUUUUCGGCCAACAUUUUCUUAAUGUAUGUGAUAUUAAAUAUUUAAUAUAGUACAAGUUUUA
Vanessa tameamea is the source of this 777-nucleotide messenger RNA. Its product is annotated as alpha-crystallin B chain-like. The transcript has a single exon. The record is from RefSeq and is a predicted model, not a curated record. The coding region runs from base 66 to 581 and encodes 171 amino acids. Gene Ontology annotation, cellular component: cytoplasm; nucleus. Lineage: Eukaryota; Metazoa; Arthropoda; Insecta; Lepidoptera; Nymphalidae. Gene Ontology annotation, biological process: protein refolding; response to heat.